This is a messenger RNA of Cryptomeria japonica (Japanese cedar), 2426 nucleotides long. RefSeq lists its product as uncharacterized. The transcript has a single exon. The record is from RefSeq and is a predicted model, not a curated record. The coding region runs from base 919 to 1815 and encodes 298 amino acids. Lineage: Eukaryota; Viridiplantae; Streptophyta; Pinopsida; Cupressales; Cupressaceae.
UGUGACGAGCUCAGGAAAAGGCCUUUACUAGAUGCCUUUUUAAACUUUUUCUUGUUGGAAGGCAGUUCUGUUAACGCCUUUUCAGCACAUCUUCUUCUUUUUUGGCGGGGUUUUGUGUGUGAGGUGGAAUGCUCACAUGAUCAUCUUCUUCUACCACAACCGUCCGGCAUAUCUUGUGCCGCACCUGUGUAAGUUUUUGCCGUAUAGCUUAAGCUUAGCUUCGCAUUUGUGUAGGCCUGACAAGGCUAAGGACUAUGAAUACUCUUUUGUCUCUUCCUCCAGCACGGUUGUAGUGGGUAUGGAGAAUGUUGAACUGCCCGCAUUCUAUAAACUUGUCAUUUUCUUGGUUAUGCAUUGUCUGUCUCGAUCCAGAUUUUUCUAAUUCACUUGCCAUUGCUUGAUUUGAUUGGAUUGAUGUUUUCACUUGGAUACUGACGUAGAUUGAUUUUUAAGGGAAAACUGAUUUGGGUUUAACAAUUUUGAUUGAUCCAUCUUGGCUCCACCUAAAAUUUCGUCAAAGUGUUAUUUGGAAUUCAUCUGUGUCUCACUUUUCACCCAUCAGGAUUGGAUUUCCAGGCUUUUUGGAUUGACCCAUGUUGGGUUCUUCAAAGAAUUCCGUCUUUUGGUCAUCCAGGUUGUCAUUCUCCUCGGAUUGACCCAUUCUGUUGAAAUUCAGAAAUGCGUGUUUGGGAAGGUCAAGUCCAUGACUUCUUUUGGUCUGAAUGUUAAUAUAUAAAAUGAGGAUACUUUGCAGAAGAAACAAAUUCUAUUAGUCAAAUGAAAUAUGUUCUCGCAAUGGUGGCUACAGUAAAGAGGCAGAAAUUGAUGACGGAAGCAUGGAGAUUCAGGUGAUCGGGUAAGAAAACUACGUUGAUUUCAUAAUUAAAAUUAUUUAAAAAGCCAAAUUGAAUUGUAAAAAUGAGGGAUUUUCCUUCUUGUUUCGGGGAACAUGGAGUGCAAGUCACCGAGUCAUCUACUAGCAGUAGCAACAGUAGGAUGACACAGAAUCUGGUAACAUGUGUGUACCAAGCCAAACUUGGGGACCAUUCUCGUCUAAUCACAGUCACAUGGUGCAAAAAUCUGAUGGGUCAGGGUCUGAGUGUAAAUGUAGAUGACGAGUCAUGCCCUGGCAUGACUUGUAAAGUGGAUAUGAAGCCUUGGCUGUUUUCAAAGAAAAAGGGGUCUAGGAGUUUUGAGGUGGGCACCGGACGAAUUGAUGUAUUUUGGGACCUGUCAUUUGCCAAGUACGGAUCUGGUCCUGAGCCCUUGGAGGGCUACUUUUUAGCUGUAGUUUCUGAUUCUGAAAUGGCUCUUCUGCUUGGUGAUAUGACCAAGGAGGCCUAUAAGAAGACUCAUGCAAGCCCCCCCUCUGGUGAAACAAUUCUUAUUUCAAAGAAAGAACAUGUUUUUGGUAAGAAAGUGUACAACACAACGGCUCAAUUUUCUGAUAAUGGGCAACCUCAUGACAUCAUGAUUGAGUGCCAUACAGUAGGCUUGAGAGAGCCUAGGCUUUCUGUUCAUAUUGACAGAAAGAUGGUUAUGCAGGUUAAACAUCUGAUGUGGAAAUUUAGAGGCAAUCAAACCAUUUUGAUUGAUGGACUUCCUGUUGAAGUGUUUUGGGAUGUGCAUAAUUGGCUAUUUAACCCCAGUGUAGGCAAUGCAGUGUUCAUGUUUCAGACUGGCCUUUCCACCGAGAAAUCAUGGUACAAGCUCUCAUCUUCUUCCAUAUUGCCUCUGCCGACUACUCAGGGACUUAAAGAGGAGUCUAGAGGUCUAGGAUUUUCCUUAUUGCUGUACGCAUGGAAGAGUGAGUAGACUGGUCUUGACUUACAAAUCAUUGAUAUUACAUGGGGUUCUAUUUCCUUUCCUACUUUUUAACUGACCUGAAUUUCUUUCAGUCAUAGCUUUUAACUGCAAGGUGGGAAUUUUUAAUAAGUUAAAUAGCAUUUGGUGAUGGUUAAUAUACCUUGUCAAUUAAAUAGAUCUGCUAUUGGGGUUUUUGUGAAGUUGAAUUUGGUUUUCCGAGAGAUUGUUACUAUCCACAAUAAUAGGUAAUGUCUCUUCGCCGUAACCAUGGAAGGUUUUCAUCUACAGGCUGUUUAUUAAGCAGAGAUGAAUCUGGAAAAGGAUAUAAGUACUCAGAGUGAUUAUUUCAGAUUGCAUUAAUUGGAUUGCUAGUGCUCAUUGGAAGCUUUCUUAGUCCAUUUCCAAUAUCUAGAGAAAUUUGUUGUCUUGUGUGAUUUCCUGUUUGCACCUGAAGUUGUAACCGCUGAUGCUCCAUGAUAUUUAUGAUGUUGCAACCUUAGUUUUGGCUGAAGCAAGCUCAGAAAUCACAUUUGAUAGCAGUUCAGUUCUGUGACAUUUUUUAUUUUAUUUUUGUAACCGUUCAUGCUAGAUAAUAUCAUUGAUGGAGCAACUUUGGUUUU